This is a messenger RNA of Stylophora pistillata, 5142 nucleotides long. RefSeq names its product sodium/potassium/calcium exchanger 2. The record is from RefSeq and is a predicted model, not a curated record. Gene Ontology annotation, molecular function: calcium channel activity; calcium, potassium:sodium antiporter activity. Gene Ontology annotation, biological process: intracellular calcium ion homeostasis; calcium ion transmembrane transport. NCBI's taxonomy places the organism in Eukaryota, Metazoa, Cnidaria, Anthozoa, Scleractinia, Pocilloporidae. Gene Ontology annotation, cellular component: plasma membrane.
AAAAUAGAAAAUUUCUCACUAAAAGCUUUUAGGUACAUUUUAUUGUAAUGGCUGGAGGGGGUAGGGGUUGCGAUCAAAGCGAAUGGAAAAUUUAGGUAGGCACGCGUAAAACGCGACUGUGUCAACUAAAAAAGUUUGAUGUCUUGUAAUACUUAAAGUAGACCUCAACACCAUUGCUUAAACGAAAUCUCUUUUAGAAUUGACAUAUACGUCAUUUUAGCGGUAAUUUUGCUACUCGUAUGUUUUCUGGCGAAUAUUUACUUGACAACAGUGGGUUGCUAUUUGUAUUCUUGUUUACCAUUCUAUACUCUUUCAAGCACACAACAAUUUCAAAUCAACAGCAAUCGUUGACUCCUUUUAGAAUGGUUUUAAAAUCUUAAGCUGAUUUAGACACAUUGCAUGUUGUGCUCUUGUCUAAAAGAAGAUUGCAGCAAAAAUUAAAUUGCGCACAAGUUUUCGAGAAUUCCGACAAAUUGAAGACAAAUCUGUUUCUUAUCGAUUUCUGUAAAAUUAUAGACGAAGUUUGUCCGGGUAACAGCAACGCAGGUCAGGCUUUCAAACUUAUGCAUAUCAUAUGACAAGAUCUUUAUCAGAUGGCAGAAGUUGCCAAUUGUAAAAGAAGUGGUAAUUUCCUCCUCUUUCCACGAAUGAAAUAGAUUUUGUCAGUUUGUUCGUCAUCGCGUUAUGAAUACUGAACUUAGUUCACUUCGACUAAAGUUUGUAUUUCAGGUGAAGUUUCAGAGUUGGGCAGCUGUGAUUUUCAGAGACUGUUUCACAACAUCGACAAAUGUUUGGUUCACAGUAUUUGGAGAGCUCCUGUAAAAGAUCAUUAGCCACUCAUUUUUUCUAUAUAUUGAGCAUUAAAAAGUGUUAUCACUGGACUGUAACAAGAAUGGGUAAGAUUCUGUACUAGCCAAGUUAAAAUAUCUCUGGUUGUUUUUCGGGGUUCUCUCUUGUUUUUCCGUCACCAUAUCAACUUUUAUUCUUGCAUUACAAGAGAUUCUAAAAGAGAACAUAAGAUUCUACGUCCCCCUUAAGGUUUCCAUUGUUUACCUGAAUAAGAAUUUUGCCUUAUCUAUCUUCUUUUAAAUUGCAAGAUUUACAUAAAUGCGUACUUCGCAACUGGUUUAUCUCACAGCAUAUUGCAGGUGUCGUGCUUGUUUAACGUCCAUGCGCUCGGAAAAAAAAUAAAACGGUGAGUUUGCAGGUACACAUAGAAACUUGAGAGAAAAUGCUUUACUAUACAGGAAAAAAUUAAGUCAGCACUAUGGUUAGAAGAUUUAUUUCUGCCAAUCUCGGUGACAAGACCUAAUUCUAAUUGCGUUUUUUGAGAUAAUUGAAACCCCCUCCAAUUUUGUAAUGCUAUAAUUUGAAAGCUGAAAUAAUUCAUGGUCAAGCAAUUUGAAACUUUUAACUAUUUAGCACUGUGACUUCUUUUUUCAGGAAAUUUGCGUUAUCAACUCAAGAACAGUUCGGUGUUUUUGUCCUCACUCAAGAACUCUAAACAUAGCUUUCGCACGAUUGCCCUAGUCGAAGAGGCGAGCAGUGUCUUGUUGCAACUGAAAGCUGAAAACAUUGAAAUACGCGAGCAAAGUAUCUACCGACUAAAAGGUUGUACUGGGAGAAUACAGUACAGAAUGCUAUUUAUCCCCAAGAGACGUGAUUGAAUUGCUAGCUGGCCUUUCUGUACAAUUUUCAGCUAUUGAGAAUUUCCGCCGCGCAGAGAGAGGAUUCCUUGAGGAGUUUUGCCGUUGUAGCGGUUGACGACAUCUCGUCGAGUGGAUUGGAAAUAUUAUCGGCUUUUACUCACACCAUGAUCUGUCCGCUUCAAGUACAUCCCGUUUGUGGAUUGUCUUCGCGUACUCUCGCAUUUUUGGCGGGGGAAUAAUGGUUGUUUUAGCACUGUAGUGAUAUCGCCAACUGCCAACCAUUUAGCGUCGAGGAAACAGAAAUAAACAGCGACUGGGAUACCUUUCCUUAUAGGAACGGUCGAAAAGAAAUUAUAAUCCUGGUGGAUUUAUCCUGUGUUUACAUUCUACAAAACCGAAAAUAUGGCACUAAGGCUUCAAAGAUCGUUUAUAUGGCAACGGUUUCAGAGACCGCGAACGCUGUGCCCUCAUGUUUUUUUAGUGACCUCCGUAUUGCUGUGCGGCGCGGUAAACUUCCUUGCUGAGUUCGACGUCAAGACAUCGUCUUUAAUGGCUGGUGGCGACAGAACUGUUCGCAAACAGCGAUUACUCUUAAGUGUCAAUGAAAGCAGUUCGGAUACGAAGGGAGAAUAUCCUCCUGAUCUUUUCACUGUGGAAGAGAAAAGAAAAGGAGCUGUAAUUUUGCACAUAAUUGGUAUGUGUUACAUGUUCUUGGCGUUGUCAAUCGCUUGCGAUGAAUUUUUCAUCCCUGCGUUAGCUGUCAUCACCGAAAAGUUAAACAUUUCGGAGGAUGUUGCAGGUGCUACGUUUAUGGCUGCUGGCGGUAGUAUGCCAGAACUUUGUACAUCGUUCAUUGGGGUUUUCGUUGCGCCUAACUCUAAUGUUGGCUUUGGAACUAUAGUAGGAUCUGCAGUUUUCAACGUCUUGUUUGUGAUAGGGAUGUGUGCGGUGUUCUCAAAGGAGCUCUUAAAAUUAACAUGGUGGCCUCUGUUUCGCGACUGUAUGUUCUACAGUGUAGCUCUGAUCAUAUUGAUAGCAUUCUUCUCGAACGGAAUGAUUGAAUGGUGGGAAUCAUUGGUAAUGAUUAUGGUUUAUUUAUUAUACGUGACAUUUAUGAAAUUCAACCACAGAAUAGAGAAAUUAGUGAAAAGUAUGCUUAAAUCGAACAAAGUGAGCUCUCUGAACUCAAAAGGAGCCGAAGUCGGUUCACAAGAUUCUUCUCUUGAGAAGGCAGUGGAAAGUCUUUGCACAACAUCCAAGGAGAGUAAUAGUCUUCCCUGUUUCCGCCAUGGAGCUCUUCAGCUUGUUAUUCAUACAAUAGAUCCUCUUGGAGAAGCAUCUGUUGCGGUGAAAGUCAACAAACUGAAGAAACUCAAAUGUGUGAAAGUCAAAGUUGGCGUGGAGAGAGACUCAUCUACUUUUCCUUCAACUCAAGAUGUGAAUAAAUUCUCCACUGUGGACAAUCUUAAACAACUGAAUUUUCCAGUCGUAAAUAGUUCCAUGAAUGUACAAAUGGACUCAGCUCCAGCGUCAUCAUUUGUCAACCACACAGUUAAUCUUGAUAGCUAUACUGCUUUUGAUGGACAGAAAAGAGACUCAUCAUAUCAGAUUAAAAGUGUAGAUGUAACAUCAAGGAAUUCUAGUUUGGUCAAUGGGGAUUCCAGUCUUCCUCUUGUGCAAAUUGUCCCUGAUGAAAAUCAUGUACCUGGUAGGGUGCCUGACACAAAUGAACAUAGUAGUAAUGUGUAUAGAACUUCAACAGAGUCUCCAAGCUCAGAGACAACAGGGUUACAGCUUUCUUCACAUCAGCAAUUAGUAGACAUUGAGAGUGCCAGAGAGGCUGCCCUGGAUGAUGAGAGUGAACCAAUAGAUUUAAGCUGGCCUUCAGGGUGGAAAGAUAGAAUAGUGUAUGUUAUCAGAGCGCCAGUUGUGUUCUGCAUGUAUUACACAGUUCAGGAUAUCAAAAGACCAGGCAAAAGGUAUUUGUAUCUUUGGUGUUUUAUUUGGUCCAUGCUUUGGAUUGUUGGGUUUUCUUAUUUAAUGGUUUGGUGGGCAACUGAAGUUGGCAAUACUCUUGGAAUUGAAACAGAGAUAAUGGGAUUAACAUUCUUAGCAGCAGGGACCAGUAUACCUGAUCUGAUUACCAGUGUUUUAGUGGCAAGGAAAGGCUUUGGUGAUAUGGCUGUGUCCAGUUCUAUAGGCAGCAAUUUGUUUGAUGUCACAAUAGGGCUUCCUCUGCCAUGGUUGAUUUACAGUGCUAUAAAUGUAGGAAAGGCCAUGGUUGUCAACAGCUCCGGUCUCUUCUGUUCCGUGUUUUUGCUCUUCAUCAUGUUGAUAGCUGUAGUUAUUGCAAUUGCUGUCAGUAAGUGGAGAUUGUCCAAACUGCUGGGUGGUGCCAUGUUUCAGCUCUAUGUUGUUUUCCUAGUCAUAUCAUUGUUGUUGUUAAAGGAUGUCAUUAAAUGCCCAGAGCUCUAAAGACUAAAUUUUUUAAAGAGGGAUUCUACAUUCACAUUUUCUCCACACUUCUGACUGGCUUUCAUAAGCAACCUUUCACAUCAGUGCAGGAGGCAGAUAUCUGCACUAAAAUCUUGUUGUACCAUUGUUACUCUCACUAACAUAGAACAAAUAAGUCUGGUAUCCAUGUAGAUGUAUUUAUAUUUUAGAAUAUUUACAGGUACUUUAUGAAAUAGCAUUCACUGUUUUUUGUACAAAAAAAUUUGUAUCUCUCUGUACAGAAUGAUAUGCAUGCGUGUAUUUUCUUAUUUAUUUAAUGAAAUGGUGACCAUCCAAGUUGUUUUUGUCAUUCAUUUUCUAGCCAACUCAUAUUUUCUGUGUUUUCUUAAACUUUGAAGAAUGUCACCUUAAGACGUGGUCAAACCUUACCACUUGUUCCAGAAUUGUCUAUAUGUUCCAAGAUGACACCAAUUACAAAUGAAAAGAAAGAAGCAAGUCACAAUUUGUAAUUUGCAAGAAAAAAGUCAGUGAUAUGAAUUUACUGAAUUCAACCUUUUCAGCCUGUAGAGAGUCAGUUGUAAAAGAGUUCAUAGCAUUCCAAAUCACUGACUGGCAUUUUGGAUUGUGUAAAAGAUACUGUCAUUUUUCUCCCUUUAUGACCUCACAACUUGUCCAUUUGAAAUAGUGCAGAAGAAAACCUGGGUUAAAACUCUUCUCUUAUGAAGGGAGACAAAUUCCCUGUAAAGAAUGAAUAAUUAUUUAUUGAUCACUUUUUAAGAUGGAGAAAAAAAAGUUUUUGCAAGCUGUAAUGUAGUGUACAUAAAUUAAGAAAAAAAUUUAUAGUUACAGUCAAACUAUUUAUUUGUGAUUCUGAUCACUAGUGUUGUUAGUAGGUGGUCAUUGAGAGUAGAACUUCAUCAAUCAAGAAUAUAAAAUAAUUGGAUUGUGAUUCCAAACCUUAUUUAAGACUUGAAUUGAUUGAAGAUUAAUUGAAUUAGAAUUUAUAGAUUCAGAAAUAAACAACCCACUUGCAACAGAA